AUGCCAGAAGCGCUCAAAAAAUCCGAUUUGCUGAACUUCGUCACCUUGCUUCUCAGUUCCAAAGAACCAAGCUUGCGUGCCUCCUGCUUCCGGGCGAUCUCCGCAUUGAGCGCGAGGCCCUUCCGAGAGCAGCGCCUUUUCAAAAUGGCCCGACACGAAGACAACCAAGUGCUACCAGGGCCUGCCGCCCCAAAGCUUGACUUUCUCGAUACCGAGCUCCGGCCUCAGCUAUCGCUGUCGCACGUGGCCGGGCUUUGCACCUUGCCAAAUCUUGUCCGAAACGCACAGCGAGGUCACUACAUGCCAGCAGGCACCGGCACGCCCGUCAUCUCCGUUGCCCUUGCGGCUGGCCAUGGUCACUCCGGGCAGGAUGGCCGGCUGGAGCUGUGGUUGGGAAACGACUGCAAGGCCCCGGACAACGAAGAGGAAGUUGCUGAUGGAAAGACAGCAAGCGAGCUGGCACUUGUGAAAGUUGGUGUUUGGAUGCAUGUGGUGGUCUCGAUUCAACACCGCUCCGUCUCUGCAUACUUGCAGGGCGAGAAGGUGGUGGAGGCGAAGCUCCAGGGCCGCAUACAGCUCUCUUCCCUACCGCCGGAACCCUUGCGAGCCGUGUGCUUCGUUGGCUUCCCGCCCCCGGAGUUGCUGAACUACCAGAGUUCCAUCAGCAUCAUGGAAGGUCUCAUCGCCCACAUGACUUACCAUGACGAGGGCCUGACCAGGAGUCAGGUUUACAACGCCUACUUCAGGUCGCGGCACAUGCUCCCGACGGAGAAGGACAUUCUACCUUUGGAGGAAGCCAACGAGCGUAGCGAGUCCAUAAUGUACCCGUUCCAUCACCAACAACCGUCCCCUUUGAUGUGGCUGGUGAUCUCGGACAAGUGGCAUCAGGUGGACACGGUGCUCUUUGCUGUUCUCAACUCGAAGACCUACUUGCAGCGUCAUGGAAGGGACAAGGGACCUCAAGAGUUGGCACGUUCGCUGCGCAUGGCAGCUAUCCAGCUCCUUAUGAACAUCUUCGAUCUCGAAGCGGUGGUUCCGCAUCGGCUGAGACAGUAUGCCCUGAACUUCUCCAACAUGAAAUCGGUGACGCAAACGCCCUUUCGCCUUGGCAUCUCUGAGGACAGCUUCGCCAUCGACUUUAAGCUUCGCUUUCGUGGCUAUGCUCUCCUGGAAGAGGGUGCCAAGGUCCAAAGCAUCAUCUCCUGCUUUGCGAAGAAGGGCAGUGCAGACAGGGAUCAGUUCCGCAUCGCGCUGGAGGCCACCGCCGUUCAAAGCUCUGAGGAGUGCAUGCUGGCCGGAGAAGCCACCGGAAAGCCGCAGGCUUGGCACAUCGUGUUCUGCUACAACGGACAGCCAACAAUCCUCCCAGUGCCCCCGAUGGCAGGGGAAUGGCUUCACUGUGCCAUCAGUUAUGCUGACGGCCACACAGAGAUGUGCUGCUCUUGGGACGGAGCUCCGGCGCGCAAGGUUGAGGCGGACUACAGCAAGGUGGAUCAGCGGGUAAGCACCGACGGCUACAUCGGCGUGGAGGUGACCAAGAAGCACAUCAUCAACAACUUGCUGUGUGACAUUCAUUAUUUCCGGGUGUGGCUCUGA
Molecule: messenger RNA, 1596 nt
Organism: Symbiodinium sp. CCMP2456
Lineage: Eukaryota; Dinophyceae; Suessiales; Symbiodiniaceae
Source: the annotation of a GenBank genome assembly